This is a messenger RNA of Brienomyrus brachyistius, 3433 nucleotides long. RefSeq names its product SMG8 nonsense mediated mRNA decay factor (gene smg8). The transcript is spliced from 4 exons. The record is from RefSeq and is a predicted model, not a curated record. NCBI's taxonomy places the organism in Eukaryota, Metazoa, Chordata, Actinopteri, Osteoglossiformes, Mormyridae. The coding region runs from base 208 to 2982 and encodes 924 amino acids. Gene Ontology annotation, biological process: nuclear-transcribed mRNA catabolic process, nonsense-mediated decay.
AUGCACGAAAAAUGAGAGCAGUUCUUUGUGGAAAAUUUGUGGAGUUCUUAGAAAUGGACGCUUACCUUAUCUGUUCUUUGACGAUUACCACAUGGUGCCGUGAACCCAAAGUAGCGAACCCUCGUUUGUUUCAGCACGGAAGGUUUUGUUUGAAACUCGCAGACGUUUACGUCCCCUGUGCUUCGGACUUUAUGGUCCGACCUUAAGAUGGCGGUGCCCAUGAGUGUGGGUGCGUUACUGCUGUCAGAAAUAGCAGAAGACCCGCUGUACAAAGAUGAAGGGCUUUGUGUGCUGGGCAUCUUCGGGAAAAGCGCUAUGCUGCCUGAUUCCGCAAAGGAGUCCCUCGUUAACGCCCUGGCGGAUAAGAAUAUUUUCCCUCUAUUCGGACCAGAUCAGGCAGACUGUCCGGGCGGCGGUAGUUUUAUUCAGGCGUACUACAGCCAGGACAGUCGCGUCCUGUACCUGGUGCUCACUUCAGUGUAUGAUAACCGGCAGCUUCUCCGAGCGUGUGAAACGCUGAGUACUGGGAUCGGACACUCCGAAGCGCACGAUUUCUGGAAAGGGGCGGAAAAGCAGCACUGCUUACAGCUGAUGUACCUAUUCUCGUUGUGCCAUAUCCUUUUGCUGGUUCACCCUACGUGCUCAUUUGAUGUUACCUACGACAGGCUAUUUCGUGCUCUGGAUGCUCUGCGGCAGAAAGUGCUGCCGUUGUUGCGCGCUGCUAUUAAGGACUGUUCGGUGUCCAAGGAAUGGAAGCUGAACUGCAGGCCAUGCCCUCCACGCCUGCUUUUCGUCUUCCAGAUGAACGGGGUGUUGAAAGUCAGCGGGGGUGCUGGGUCGUCAGGAUUGAGCGGAAACUGCGCGGAUGCGCCCGGGGGAAGCUCCGAGAAGCCCAAAAAGCACUCGCCAAGGAGGCGCCUGCAGCACGCACUGGAGGACCAGAUUUAUAGGAUUUUCCGCAAAAGUCGAGUCCUCACCAAUCAAAGCAGUAACUGCCUUUUUACCGUUCCCGCAAACCAGGCGUUCGUGUACGUGAUUCCGGGGCCCGACGAAGAUCUGAUCGGUGCCUUGCUGGGGCAGCUGAGGGCGAAUUGCGCCCUGCGGGAAAAUGACACGGGAGUGUCGGUGCCUGGGAACAGGCGUUACCAGCAGAUGCGCCACGCUGCCAGACAGCCUUCGUUCAAUGUGGAGAACAGCAGCCUCUCUACCGCCGGCGGACAGCUAGUGGACUGCACCCUGAAGGAGUUUCUGUGGCAGCACGUCGAUCUUGUGCUGACCAGGAAGGGUUUCGAUGACAGCGUGGGUCGCAAUCCUCAGCCCUCUCAUUUUGAGUUGCCGACGUACUCGAAAUGGGCCCAGGUUGCGUUAAAACUCUAUCAAGUCUUGAUCGACAGCAAAGAGGAAGAGUCGGCUGAGCUGGCGAUGAAACUGCAAGGUCAGCUGAAGGUGUUAGAGGGUUUCCUUGACGCCGACUCCAAGUUCUCCGAAAACCGGUGCCAGAAAGCGCUCCCGCUUGCGCACAGCGCGUACCAGUCCAACUUGCCCCAUAACUACACUACGACGGUACAUAAAAACCAACUGGCGCAAGCGCUGCGGGUUUACAGCCAGCACGCGCGUGGCGUGGCCUUCCAGCGCUAUGCAUUGCAGCUGCAUGAAGACUGUUACAAAUUCUGGAGUAACGGGCAUCAGCUAUGUGAAGAACGGAGCCUCACAGAUCAACACUGUGUCCAUAAAUUCCACCUCUUGCCCAAGCAAGGGGAGAAGCCUGAGAUGGACCGGAACCCACCCAUCCUUUACCACAACAGCAGGGGGCGCUCCACAAGUUCCUGUAACUGUGGCCGCAAGCAAGCCACUCGUGAGGACCCUUUCGACAUCCAAGCGGCCAACUAUGAUUUCUAUCAAAUGCUGGAGGAGAAGUGUUGUGGCAAACUGGAGAGGAUCCACUUCCCUGUUUUUCAGCCCAGCACGCCAGACCCGGCCCCAGCGUCUAAUGAAGCUAGCAAGCCCCUUGAGUCGGGGGCAUCCGGGGAAGGAGAGAGGCUAAAGGAGAAGGAGACUUUGGGACAUACUCCUGGGGAGGGUACCAGCCUCAGCCUGGCCCUCAGUCUGGGACAUUCCACGGACAGCCUUGGGACGUAUGGGGAAGGGGCGGAGGGCCAAGAGAAAAGGCCCAGUCUAGUGGACAGACAGCCCUCCACAGUGGAGUAUCUCCCAGGCAUGAUGCACUCCGGUUGUCCCAAGGGUCUCCUACCCAAAUUUUCUAGUUGGUCUCUGGUAAAACUAGGCCCAGCCAAAGCCUACAAUUGCCACACUGGUCUGGAGCAACCUGGCUUCCUCCCAGGCUCCGCCUUCUUGCUUCCUUGGGACAUCGUGAUUCGCUGCCGUUCGGAGGAGGAGCCGGGACUUUCCGAGCCUCUCGACGGAGGCCCCUCCUCCUGGCCGGUCCCGAACAAGACGUUGGCCGGGAAGCGAGGGGGAGUCAGUGGGCUGGGUCGGGGCCGCAGACGGGAUGAUGUGGCCCGUGCCUUCGUUGGCUUCGAAUAUGAAGACGGUAGGGGGCGCCGUUUUCUAAGCGCCGGACCAGACAAGGUGGUGAAGGCUCUCGGCCCAGGCACUGUGAAAGAACCUGCCACACGCGUUCUUAAUUCCGAUAUGCCCCUGUACAUCCCCUCUCCCGCCCAAGGCCGCGGCCUGAAGCCUCACUAUGCCCAACUCGCACGACUCUUCAUUGUCGUUCCUGACGCACCUCUAGACAUUAUUCUCAACCCACAGGUCCAGCCGGGACCCCCUCCAUGCCCAGUGUUCCACCCAGAGCAGACUGAGCUGCUUCUGUCCCCAGACAGCUUCUGGGUACUGCGCUUCCCCUAUGCCUACGUUACGGAGCGAGGGCCCUGCUACCCGCCCAAGGAGAACCAGCCGCUGGCUAGCUACCGCGUCCUGAGGGGCGUCUUGCGUGCCAACACCGUCAGCCCCACACCCUAAUGGUCGCAGCCUUCCGGGGACCUGCCUUCAACCUACGCUCUUGGGAAGCCGGCAUAGGAGACUUGUGAACGUCAGCUGUGUUGGGAGGUUUUAAAUAGUUAAUUCCACUGUCCUUCCAGUUAGAAAAAAAAAUGUUUUUGCCUAAAUAGGUCCACUGAGUUUGUGUUCUGUGCUUAUACUUUGUUGAAUUGGAAUUUAAUAAUUAUGAAAGAUAACAUUGUGUGGACAAAAUUGCAACUACUGUUCUGUGGGAAAUAUCGGGUGAUUCUACACAGUAUGUAUGAUACAUAUUCUGUAGUCCAUGGCAUUAAGAAAAUUAAAUGCCAGUUUAUUUAAUUGUUGUCUUUAUCAAGGAUAAUAUGGGUGACCAAUUUUUGGUGAAUUUUUAGCACAUGUACAUUACUUUUGGAUUGUUUUAUGUGUUUAGAUUAAAAACCCUUGUUUGAAUUUA